Messenger RNA from Corythoichthys intestinalis (scribbled pipefish), 6754 nucleotides. Its product is annotated as gastrula zinc finger protein XlCGF26.1-like. Gene Ontology annotation, cellular component: PcG protein complex; transcription regulator complex; chromatin. The record is from RefSeq and is a predicted model, not a curated record. Gene Ontology annotation, molecular function: RNA polymerase II cis-regulatory region sequence-specific DNA binding; DNA-binding transcription factor activity, RNA polymerase II-specific. Lineage: Eukaryota; Metazoa; Chordata; Actinopteri; Syngnathiformes; Syngnathidae. The coding region runs from base 1193 to 2566 and encodes 457 amino acids. The transcript is spliced from 2 exons. Gene Ontology annotation, biological process: regulation of transcription by RNA polymerase II.
GUGCAAAAUGAGCGCAAGAAGGACGCCAACCACAAAGUUCGAGGCGGAACUUUCUGGCGCAAAAGAUAAGCGACAACAUCAACUGUCGGCUGCCUGCAAAAUGCAAGUAAAAGUUGUUCUUCACAGACUCUCAGGUUGGUUCACCGAUUCGGGAAAUAAUAUUCAUUUAUUGUCCACGUGGUGUUGAAUUUGAAUUGAACGAUGAGCAUUCACCAAGGCCUCCCUGUUUAAAUGAAUUGGGCGUCUAUAGUUUUUAUUCUUAAAGAUCAUCCUUUAUUGAUACCCGUAGGGAAAUUUGAACCCUGACGUCGCGAGAGAUAACUACCCGUCUUCAAGUUUUGCACAAAGGAAAGACCAAAAAAUAUUUCAAGGAUUUUCUUGUUUCAGAAAUCAGGGUUUCCCCUAGGAUUUUUUAAAACUGUGGUGGUGGGGUGCAUCGGAGUCGGACAGCCUCUCCAUGUCGUUUCACGGCAAAUGUUUUUCUCUUGAAAAUUCCUGAAAAUAGAGCAAUGCUGUAUUUUUGCCCUUGCCUCCUGGCGCAAAUUCAUUCAAACUUUGCCUUCCGUCCACCGCUCACUUUCAUUACAGUAUUUUGGAUCAGACUUUUCGGCGAGAGUAAGCGGUGGACAGCCGUCUUGGACGGAACAGUAAGUUUGAAUGAAUUUGCGCCGAGAGGUGGGGCCCAAGAGCGCUGCCGCGCAAACGUCAAAUGCGCCUCCAAAGCAGAUGGGCAGGUGUACUUAUAUCUGUGCUAUUCGACUGUUUCGGCGGACGGAUACGCAAUCAUGGCUGAUGAAACCUUGAUAAAUGUGCUUUUUUUUCCCGCAAGCUCUGGGACACUCAAAAAAUGACUCUUACCUCUCCUUGCUAAGCUAAAUAGUACCUCGAUGUUUGUUUAUGUGGAAAUGUAGUUCACGGACAACAACAAAAAACGAUUCACCUUCUCACCGAAACUAGUAACUCUUUACAUGGGUAUUAGAAUUACCCCUCUACUCCUUGAAAUGGGUCAAGGCAAGGCAAAUUUAUUUAUAUAGACCAAUUCAACACAAGGCAAUUCAAAGUGCUUUACAUCAUAUGAAGAUCAUAAAAGACAAAGAAGGACUAUUAUUGUUGUGGUUUCAGCAAAUAUCUUGGUCCUGAGUGGCAGGGGUCUGAGUCUCCUGACAUUCAAGAGGAAGUUGAGCAUCCGCAAAUGAAACAGGAAAAGCCAGAACGCCCUCAACAGCAAAAGAGAGAAGUACAACUUGCAAUCAAAAAGGAGGAGGUAGAGUUGCCAAACGUUAAAGAGGAGGAAGAUAUCACCAUGUCCACUGGUGAGCCCUUGAAUAGCGAGUAUGGUCUGAGUGAGCCCAGCAGAGGGACGGAGCCUCCAAGCAGCAGCUCAAAAGAUGGACUGGAAGCACACAUUUUCAUCGCACCAUCAGAUAGAAAUGGCGGCACGUCACACUCACCUUACAAAGAUGAUGGUCAUAAGAAAUCUCACUGUGUGGAAACCUUUGCUAAUAACUAUACUUGUCGUUUGCAUAUGAAGAGCCACACUGGUGAAAAUCGUCUUGUCUGCUCAGAUUGUGGUCAAAAAUUCAGUUCCAAGAACACUUUAAAAAAUCACACAAGAACUCACACUGGUGAAAAACCUUUUCCCUGCUCAGUUUGUGGUCAAAGAUUCGGUCGAAAGGGCAGCUUAAACAGACACACAAGAACCCACACUGGUGAAAAACCUUUUCCCUGCUCAGUUUGUGGUCAAGGAUUCAGUCUUAAGAGUAACUUAAAAGUACACACAAGAACCCACACUGGCGAAAAACCUUUUUCCUGCUCAGUUUGUGGUCGAGGAUUCAGUAAUAAGAGUGCCUUAAAAGUACACACAAGAACCCACACUGGCAAAAAACCUUUUUCCUGCUCAGUUUGUGGUCAAGGAUUCACUCGAAAAGAUAACUUAAUCGAACACACGAGAACCCACACUGGCGAAAAACCUUUUUCCUGCUCAGAUUGUGGUCAAGAAUUCAUUUAUAAGAGUGCCUUAAAAGUACACACAAGAACCCACACUGGUGAAAAACCUUUUUCCUGCUCAGUUUGUGGGAAAAGAUUCACUCAAAUUACAGACUUAAAAGUACACACAAGAACCCACACUGGUGAAAAACCUUUUUCCUGCUCAGUUUGUAGAAAAAGAUUCACUCAGAAGACCACCUUAGAUGCACACACAAGGACCCAUACAGGUGAAAAACCUUUCGUCUGCUCAGUUUGUGGUCAAGGAUUCAGUCUUAAGAGUAGCUUAAAAGUACACACAAGAACCCACACUGGCGAAAAACCUUUUUCCUGCUCAGUUUGUGGUCAAGGAUUCUCUCAAAUUCAACAAUUAAAAGUACACACAAGAGCCCACACUGGUGAAAAACCUUUUGUCUGCUCAGAUUGUGGAAAAAGAUUCACUCAGAAGGGCGCCUUAAACACACACACAAGAACCCACACAGGUGAAAAACCUUUUUCCUGCUCAGAUUGUGGUCAAAAAUUUGCUCGCAAGGAUCGGCUUAAGAGACACGUGUGUAUUGGUGUGAGAAGCAGUGGCCAAUGACUGUUUUGUUUGUCAUACAUACUACCUUCAUUAGAUUGUGCACGCAGGUCAAUUGUAGUUUGUUGAGUUUCCUCAAAUCCUGUUGAGGAUGGGCAGUAUUGGUGCCUUACAUGUGAUUUGUCCAAACCUUGUAUGACGUGGAUCCACACGGUUGCCAAAAAUACUGGCUCACCUGAUUUAACUCUCAAGUUGAGUGGCAUUAUUUAUACAAUACUCUCUCGCUUUCAAACUACACUUUUCACAGCUAAUAUUUGAAACGGUAGACCCCAAAUUACAAAAUGUCUAAAUCAUUCAUCAAUAGUAUAAUAAAGAUGCAAAAUUAUGAUUGGUUCACAAUUAUUAGUUUUUUUGGGGAUGGUGAUUAUAAUUUAAAAAGUCACUAUUUCUACUCUUGCCUGACAGUUGCUGUUACAACAGAAUAUUGCGGACAAAUAAAGGGUGGGGGGAAAAUGACAAGAUUUUACUCUUACUACAAGGAAAAAAAGUAUUAUUACAUAGGAGUAAUGUAACUGAAUAAGGGGCUGCAUACUUUAUGUACAUGCACCUUAGCUGGGAGCUCAGACAAAGUAUUCGUACAAAUCCUUCGAUGGAUUAAAAUUUCAUGUAGAUGAGCUAAAAGGUAACGGAUUUCCUUACCUUUUAAGGAAAUCCGUUACUCCGUAUUUAUUCCGUAUUGUUUUUGAAUGAAUGAAUGCUUUAUUUUGGACAUUUGAAAAUAAAAUUUAAAAAAAGACAAAACCAAUGAUAAUACUUGAGAUAACAAAAACAAUGUUUAAGACGAUAUUAAAAAUGAUAUCAGAAUGUAUUCAUUGUGUCCAAAAAGGAGUAGGAUGAAGCAUUUGCUUAUUAAAACCUUCACCCCCUUUUCUAUUCCUUAAUUAUAUCAGUCCGCCCUAUUUAACGAGUCUUCAUAUCAACAAAGAAAUAAAGUAAAUAACCAUAUACAUAAGAUGCAAGAGAAAAAUAAGGACCAGACAAUACAGAAACGUGAAAACCCCCUAUUAUUAAAACCCUUCUUCUUCCCUAUACCCUGUGCAUGUGCCACUUCCUAAACUGCUUGGACAUUGCUUGACUAAUUCCACAGCCUCACUUCACAAACAGAAACACAAAACUUUUUAAUGUAGUCCGUACCCUCUGAGGCUGUCAGUGAAGCUCCCCUCUCAAACUGUAUUGACCUUCUCUGUUAAAAGACAAUUUCUGGAAAUUGGCAGGAAAUGACCUGUGUAUAGCCAUAUACAUGAGCUGAGCUGUUUGAAAAUGAACCAAAUCCGUGACUUUUAAUAUUCUGAAUUUUAAAAAUAACAUAUUAGUAUGAUCCCUAUAACCAGCAUUAUGUACUAUUCUUAUGGCUCAUUUUUGCAAAAUGGAUAGUGAUUUUAUUCUACAUUUAUAAGUGCUACCCCAGACCUCUGCACAGUCGUGUAAAUAUGGCAGGAUUAAAGAAUGUGGAGCAAUUUAUUGUCAAGACUGUGUUUAGCUUUAUUCAGGACUGAUAUGCUUCUUGAUACUUUGUAUAUGUUUUAUAUGAGCUUCCCAGUUAAACUUGUCAUCAAUAACUACCCCAAGAAACUUGUUCUCAUAUAGACCCUUUCAGUUUCACCCCAUCUAUCUGUAUUCGUAUUUGACUAUAUUUAUUGUAUCUGCUAAAAUACAUGAAUUUGUUUUACUUAAAUUUAAUGAUAAUUUGUUUGUGUCAAACCAUGUCUUUAAACAGUUUUGGACCUAACACUAAACCCUGGGGGACGCCACAAGGAAUGUCAAAGCAUGAUGAUGAAUAGUCACCCUCUUCACCCACUGUAAUGCCACCCUCCUGAUCCCAUACUUUUCAAGCUUAUUGAUUAAAAUGUCAUGAUUAAUAGUGUCAAAUGCUUUCUUAAGAUCUAGGAAUAUUCCAACUGAUUGUAAUUUGUGAUCAAUAGCGUUACUGAUCUCCUCAACCGAUUCAAUUAAAACUAGUGAUAUUGAACUGUUUGCCCUAAAUCCAUCCUGACUGUCGAAGCAGUAAAUUAUAUUUACUUAUGAAUUUACCUAAUCUGUUGUUGAAUCAUUUUUCAAGAAUUUUGGAAAAUUGUGGAAGGAGGCACCACUUCACCUUUCAAUGAGGUUUACAUUCCACUCCUCAGAUAAACUUGCACCUGGAUUUUUAUUUAAAAAAUUUUUUUGCCAGAUUUGGUCCAACAAAGAAUACAAAGAAAUCAUUAAAGCUGCUGAAGAUGUCGUCCAUAUUAUUAUUCUUCACAUCAUUUUCCCCAAAGUAUUGAGGAUAGCUCUGUUGCCUAGCACCAUUUUUAAUAAUUCCAUUCAAUAUGUCCCAUAUUCCUUUAAUAUUGUUUUGGUUGUUAUACAAUAUUUUACUAUAGUAUUCUUUCCUACAUACCCUUAUGAUAUUGGUCAGUUUAUUUUUAUAUUUUUUUUCUGCCUCUGUAGUUCUUUGUUUUAUGAAUUCUCUAUACAGUGUAUUUUUCUUCUUACAAGCAUUUUGUAAUCCCUUCGUGAACCAUGUUCGAUCUUUGUACUUUUGUUUUCUGCUGUACCGUUGUAUUGGACAGUUAUUAUCAUAUAAUGAUGUGAAUAUAUUCUUAAAAACUUUUCAUAUACACAGUCAAUGUCAAUUCCAUUACGUACAUUUUCGCAAUUUUGUGUCAGUAAAUCCUUUUAAAAUGAGUUCAGAGUUUCUUCUGUCGUUACUCGCCUGUACUUGACAUUCUGCUCUGACAAAUUUCUUAACUGGGUGCCGUUAUAAACUGUAAAAAUUGGUAGGUGAUCACUAAUAUAUUAUUUUUUCAUUAGUCGUGCUUUUCCAGCGAUUUCACCGCUUUGCUUUGUCAGAUUCUCAUUCCUGAAUACGUUGGUGGUUCCCCUCAGCUUCCUUACUUGUUUUAACAGUGACAAACCUGAUGAUAACAUCGUUUGUCGCUGGCAGGCCUCGAUGUUAUUCCGAUCCACCUCAAUCCUUUUGGACUGGAAAAAAUCCCGUUGCUCAACAGAGCCGACAUCCUGCUCGCUGGGCUCCCCAACGUUAACGGUCACCGCCCGGGCGUAUGACCACGGCUUGAUCCGGAGCCCAGUUACGAUCACAUCGUUGAUCCUUGUGUGCUGCUCCAAUUCUGUCACUUGGCACUCCCAACUGCACCAGACGCCGGUCCUUCUCGGCAUUCUGGAUUCAGAGAGCCUUCACUCCUUCCACCAGGUUCAGGAUGGAUUUCUGCUGCAACUUCAAUCAGAGAAAUCUCCUCUGAUAGGAAGUCAAGAGAUUUCUUGAUAUCGCCGCCCUCUUUGGAAGUUAAUGCCUUCUUUUGGCCCAUUUUGCUAGGUGACGCUAAUUAGCUUCCACGUAGCCGCCGGCUAACUUUUAGUUCCAAGCAACAACACCAAAUCCGAGCAGAGAGGGCGAAAACGUGACAUCUAACUCCUGCAAUUCCUUCCAGAGUUUUCAAAAGUCACAAGAAAUUUUCGAUUCCAAUUGCAAAGGUCUGCAUUCACAAAACUGUCUAACAACUGUCAAGCGACGGUCAAACGACAAGCGGUUGGCGCCAUCUAUCCCAGUGCCAUCUGAUCGACAUUAGCCUCGGAUGCUGAUUAAAUAUUUCGGAACGUGACGGUCUAGAGCACCACAACAGUAUUGUUAAUUUUGUUAGCGGAACCUUGUCCUCAGGAACCUUUGUCUUUCCAAAAUACGGUACAUCAAAAUACUCAUCUGAAAUUACAACGAGUGAUGUCAGCACCAAACAAAUGCUAUGCUAGGACGUAACGAUUCCGGUCAAAGACACGCCAUCAAGAACUUAAACCCAAACCAUCUUAGAACCCGGUUCGUUACAUUAUUAUAGGAAUUAUUAGUAUUUUUAUUAUUCAGAUUUUGAUUUAUAUAUUUUUUGUUUUGCUAUGUGUAAUAAUGUAAUAACAUUGUAUUCAUGGAAAUAUAAUGUAUUCUUAUGGGAAAGUCCUGCUCGACAUACGACCAUUUCGACUUACAAACAAGGUCCUAGAAUGAAUUAACUUCGUAUGUAGCGGUACGACUGUACUUAGUAUUUUUGUUUUUCUUGAGUCUUUUAUUGCGUUUUCAUUGCCUCAAAAUGCUUUUUGCUUGUGUUUACCUCUCAUACUUUUAAGCAUUGUUUUCUUGUAAGCAGUGUUGAUCUAUUGACCACAUUAGUCACGUAGUGUAUUUAAACCACCCUCAUUGAUAUU